CAUGAGUACUAUUUAACCGAAAUAUGCUACAUACCAAAUAGAUGGCACUGGUAUCCAUCUCUCUAAUACAAUAUUUAGGUAGAGAUAUGUAUAUCUCAUUUAAUAAUGGAGGAACUCUUAAAACUAUCCCUAAUUACAGCCAACAAAAAUAUCAUAGUGUAACUCCUUAGAGAAGAAACGUAAGAAGCAUUAGUCAUAAUACUAAAAUGAUACACUAUCAUAAUAAUGGAACUGGAAGAGAUCUCUAUAUUUCGUAAAAUAUCUUAUUUUCUAUUGUAGCUAAGAUUCUGAUAUUUCUAAUACAUCAUUCUUAAGAGGCUUACGCAAUUAUUAAAGAACCUAUUAAACUCCAAAAAAAUUUAGAAUUAGAAUCAAUAAAUAUAUAUGA
Molecule: messenger RNA, 388 nt
Organism: Paramecium sonneborni
Lineage: Eukaryota; Ciliophora; Oligohymenophorea; Peniculida; Parameciidae
Source: the annotation of a GenBank genome assembly